This is a messenger RNA of Emericellopsis cladophorae, 1752 nucleotides long. RefSeq names its product putative Anion exchange family protein. NCBI's taxonomy places the organism in Eukaryota, Fungi, Ascomycota, Sordariomycetes, Hypocreales, Bionectriaceae. Gene Ontology annotation, cellular component: fungal-type vacuole; plasma membrane. Bases 1 to 1752 code for a protein of 583 amino acids. The transcript is spliced from 6 exons. Gene Ontology annotation, molecular function: solute:inorganic anion antiporter activity; borate efflux transmembrane transporter activity. The record is from RefSeq and is a predicted model, not a curated record. Gene Ontology annotation, biological process: borate transport; monoatomic ion homeostasis; transmembrane transport.
AUGGACGCAGAGCGUCAAGCGCCUCGCCAAGGCGAGAGAUGGUGGAAGAUACAUCUGUUCCGAGGCAUGAUCAACGAUUUGAAGAGGAGAACACCGUACUAUUUGAGCGACUGGGUCGACGCGUGGGACUACAGAGUGGUGCCCGCCACCAUCUACAUGUACUUCGCCAAUAUUCUACCCGCUUUGGCUUUCUCACUGGACAUGUUCCAGAACACUGGCACCGAGUACGGCGUCAAUGAGGUGCUGCUAGCAUCCGUACUUGGUGCUGUCGUCUUCUCGCUGUUCUCUGCGCAGCCGCUCGUUAUUGUGGGAGUAACAGGUCCCAUCACCGUCUUCAAUUACACUGUCUACGAUAUCAUGGAACCCACAGGUGUCAAUUACAUUGGCUUCAUGUGCUGGAUAGGAAUUUGGUCUCUCAUCCUGCACUGGCUACUUGCUAUUACGAACUCCUGCAACUGGCUUCGCUGGGUCACUCGGUUCCCCUGCGACAUCUUUGGCUUCUACGUCGCCUUCAUCUACCUGCAAAAGGGCGUCCAAGUCCUCGAGCGCCUGGGGGGCUCAUCGUCCUUUUACCUGUCCAUCGUCGUGGCUCUGCUUGUCUUCAUGUGUGCGUACAUAUGCGGCAUCAUUGGUGGGAGCUCCUUAUUCAAGCACUGGAUCAGGAUCUUCAUCAAGGACUAUGGCACGCCGCUGACCCUCAUCUUCUUCACGGGGUUUGUCCACAUUGGGCGCAUGCGGGGCGUGGAUAUCGAUGUUCUUCCGACCAGCACGUCGUUCAUGCCCACAAACGACAACCGAAACUGGCUGGUCAACUUUUGGGACAUGAGCGCCGGGGACAUUUUCCUCGCACUGCCCUUCGCAGUUCUUUUGACGGUUCUCUUCUGGUUCGACCAUAACGUGUCGUCCCUGAUCGCUCAAGGCAGCGAGUUCCCCCUCCGUAAACCGGCUGGUUUCCACUGGGACCUCUUCCUCCUCGGCCUCACCGUCGGCGUGGCCGGCAUCCUCGGCCUGCCGUUUCCCAAUGGCCUCAUCCCCCAGGCGCCCUUCCACACCGACUCGCUCUGCGUCACCAAGCCCGUCAAGGAGCUCAACGAGAAGGGCGAGGACAAGGGAGGCUACACGUUCGAGGCUACUCACGUGGUCGAGCAGCGCGUCAGCAACCUCGCGCAAGGCCUGCUGACGCUGGGCACAAUGUCGGCCCCGCUCCUGGUCGUGCUGAAUCUCAUUCCCCAGGGCGUCUUGGCCGGCCUCUUCUUCGUCAUGGGCAUCCAGGCGCUCGAGGCCAACGGCAUGACGGACAAGCUCCUCUUCCUCUGCCGGGACCAGCACCUGACGCCGAGCAAUCACCCCCUCAAGGCCAUCAAGCGCCGAUCGGCCAUCUGGAUCUUUGUCGGCAUCCAAUUUGUGAGCUUUGUGGCCACGUUUGCCAUCACACAGACCGUCGCGGCCGUGGGCUUCCCCGUCUUCAUCUUCGCAUUGAUACCGAUCCGGGCGCUCCUCCUCCCCAAGAUCCUGUCGCCGGACGAAUUGGGCGUUCUAGACGCGCCCACCGCCAGUCCCUUCACCAUGGAAGGCAUUGGCGGCUCGUGGGGCGGCCGAGAGAGUGAGGAGACCACAGAGGUCGAAGAGGAGAAUGAAGGCGUCAUGGCUGGCGCAACGGGUGAAGGAUCCCACGGGGCCACGACCACAGGGACAGUCUCUGGUGACAAUGUCGAGAGACGGUCCGUUGGCAGCACAAGGGCCUCCAAAUAA